Messenger RNA from Caenorhabditis auriculariae, 2343 nucleotides. NCBI's taxonomy places the organism in Eukaryota, Metazoa, Nematoda, Chromadorea, Rhabditida, Rhabditidae. The record is from the annotation of a GenBank genome assembly.
AUGGCCUUUCUGCAAUCCAUUAUUUCUCGAAAUACCUUUUCCUUCGAAUUCUUCGAAAAGCCGCCCCCAUAUCGUCGCAGGACCGAAGGCUCCGCCCACAAAAACCCGGAGAUAACCUAUAAAACAGUUGCGCGUUGCUGCCGUCGGGGCGAAAUGCUUCUUCUCCUCCUCGCCUCUGUUGGAGCCGUCUUGGCCGCCGAGGUUCCCGGGCCUCUCCUUCGGCUGACGUCAUCUUUCUCGGUUGCAGACGGUGGUGAAGAACGAGACCGCUGGCGGACGUUACCACGGCCGACGACGUCAUCAGGACGACGACUCCUACGAGGCCGACUACGACCGCGGAUACCACUACGGCUACCCUCUGCAACAGCUUCAGGAUGGUCAGUCUUAGGGCAAAGAAGAAGCUUAUUUUUGACAAAAUCUUUAAAUUUUCUGAAAACCCGCUGAAACACUUUUUGAUAUACUAAACAUUUUUCAAGUCUCAAUCUGAAAUGAAACGCUUCUUUUUCGAGAACUGUAGCUGAAAAGUGCUAAUUUUUUUUUUGCAAUCGAAUUUUUGAGCGUCUGAUCGUGAAAGAAACCAUCACUACAAAAAUAAGCACGAAAUGAAUUUUGAAGCCUUCGUCUGCGACUUGGAAGCCUCCGUGCUUCUGGUGAUCGACAGCCGUCGCUACGGACACAACCGCGCCGUUCGCAUCAAGUUCGUCUUUUUUUUAUUUAAAAACAAAUUCUAGAACUCACAAUUUGUUAGAGUUGAUGAUUCCAAGCAGUAAUAACCGAAAUCGACCACUAUAGAAGACAUGGCUAAAUUUUUGAAAACCUGAAAACCUUUUUUUCUAAGAGAGAAUGAGUGAAGGUGUCCUGAUUUUAUCAUUAGAAAACUGAUUUUGAGGUGCUCGGAAGUCGGCCGGUACGACGCCGACUCCUGCAACAUCUGCUGCCAGCAGACCGCCCGUCGUGACACAACCAUUCCCAAUGUCAGUCAGCAGCUUCUUCUAAUGUUAUCAUAAUCACAAACAUAGAGCCAGCUGAUACAUUUUUUUAGAAAAAUUUAUAUCUUCUCGCCCACGAAAAACUAAAUAUUUUUUUGCCAAAGAUUCACAGAUUCUUAAGUAACCAUUUCCUGGCCAGGGAGAACUUCCAGCUGCUCGCGCAGCUGUGCGUUUUUCGUGCUGAAAAAAGUAUCGAAAUCCACACGCCUCCGUUCUUGAAGCACUGAAAGCGUGUACGAAUUCCAUUCCUAGCCGGAUGAUACUUCAAACUGUCUUAGAAGACUUCUGUCGAGGGUAUUAUAGUUUUACAGUAAGGCUCUUCGUCUACUUAAAGAAAAUCAUAUCUUGAAAAUUUCAAAAGUCAAAAAAUCUCCCAACUUCUACUCUAUCUUCUCUUUCGAAUGGACAGCCGCGUCUAGGGUACUCCUCUACUGUUUCAGCUGAAGUGAAAACAGUGGAGCUGGACCCUAAGACGUUGUUGCUUCCGGCUCAUUUUUCCGGCCUUAAUUCACCUUCUCUGCUGUCCUUUCAGUCAAAAAAUGAUGAAAAAUGAUUUCAAAACUCAGAUAUUUUCGAUAACUUUCAACUGCCCCAAUCUAGCUUCUAUGAAAACCUUGCAGUCCGCCAUCCUCGGCUUCCUGGCCGUCACCGACGAAGAAGAUGAGCCCGAAGACGAGACGGAGUCUACGUCUACGACUACCGUAACCACUUCCAAAAUCUCCGCAAGACCCUCAUUUCAUGAUUCCAGCGCAAGAAGCGGUCUUACGGAGGCAACGGAGGCUACGACGGCGGCUACCGCGCAGACCCGCCUCGCUACUACAAGGCGCACGACAACAGCCGCAGCCACGUCGACCCGACCUUCCUCAACAAGGUUUGGUAGCAGAUCUGAGCCAUCGAGCGCGAUUUCGCUGGUUUCAGGAAAAAUGGGCCGCUGACCCACUGAACACCAACACCCAGUGCGUCUGCUGCGCUCCUCGUCUGCAGCACCAACAGCCGACUCCGUACGCUCAGGUUGGAUCACAGGAAACUGAACAUUUGAAGAACUUCUACUGAUUUUAAAAAGCGCGAAAAUAACUAAAAAUGAUUCAUAAACAUAUCAGAAAAUAAGAACUUCUGACUAUUGCAGACGAACCCCCAGCCGUUCAUGGCGCCGAACACGCAGCCGCAGACUUUGGUCGACUCCUGGUCGAACCAGGCCGAGAUCCAGCCGGUCGCCGACAGCUGGUCUUCAGCGCCGCUCGUCUCCGGAAACGCUCCCGCUCCUGCUGAUGUGGCUCCCGUCGUCGCUGCUGCUCCCGGAUCUGCUCCAGCUCCGGCUCCGGUUGCCGCCGCUGCCACACCGGUCGCCUAUUAA